AUGGCGACGUGGUGUUGCCCCGGUGAAUCCCUGGCUGUUCUUACUUCGUGUGAAAGUAGCCCUGUGGGUAGUUUGGAGGAUUAUGAAGAAACAGUAAAGAAGGCUAAAGAGGCAUGGAAGGUCUGGGCUGAUAUCCCUGCACCUAAACGUGGAGAAAUUGUGCGACAAAUUGGGGAUGCUCUGAGACAAAAAAUCAAAGUUCUGGGAAGCUUGGUUUCUUUGGAGAUGGGAAAGAUUUUUGUCGAGGGUGUUGGGGAAGUGCAGGAAUAUGUUGAUGUCUGUGACUAUGCUGUUGGUUUGUCCCGAAUGAUUGGUGGACCUAUUUUGCCAUCAGAAAGACCUGGUCACGCCCUUAUAGAGCAGUGGAAUCCUGUUGGGUUAGUAGGAAUCAUCACAGCCUUUAACUUCCCUGUGGCGGUGUAUGGGUGGAACAGUGCAAUUGCAAUGAUCUGUGGAAAUGCUUGCCUCUGGAAGGGUGCUCCUACAACAUCUCUCGUUAGUGUUGCUGUUACAAAGAUAAUUGCCCAAGUCUUGGAGGAUAACAAAGUGCCUGGAGCAAUCUGUUCUCUGGUUUGUGGCGGUGCAGACAUUGGGACAGCUAUGGCGAAAGAUGAGAGAAUGGACCUCUUGUCCUUCACUGGCAGCACCAAAGUGGGCAAGCAGGUAGCGCUCAUGGUUCAGGAGAGGUUUGGUCGAAGCCUGCUGGAACUUGGAGGAAACAAUGCCAUUAUUGUGUUUGAAGAUGCAGAUCUGAGCUUGGUCAUCCCAUCUGCUCUGUUUGCUGCUGUGGGAACAGCAGGUCAGAGGUGCACAACUGCUAGAAGGCUGUUCCUCCAUGAAAGUAUCCAUGAUGAGGUGGUGGCAAAGCUUGCUAAAGCCUAUGCCCAGGUCCGCAUCGGUGAUCCAUGGGAUUCUGACACUCUGUACGGGCCUCUUCAUACCAAAGAAGCAGUGAAAAUGUUCCUUGAUGCAGUGGAACAAGCGAAACAACAGGGUGGUUCUGUGGUCUAUGGUGGAAAGGUUAUAAAUCGCCCUGGAAACUAUGUUGAACCAACCAUUGUGACUGGCCUUCCUCAUAAUGCACCUGUUGUUCACACUGAGACAUUUGCUCCCAUACUGUACGUGCUGAAAUUUAAGGAGGAAGAGGAGGUUUUUGCCUGGAAUAAUGAAGUGAAGCAAGGUCUUUCCAGCAGUAUCUUUACCAAGGAUUUGGGAAGGAUUUUCCGCUGGCUUGGGCCAAAAGGAUCUGACUGUGGCAUUGUGAAUGUCAACAUCCCAACUAGUGGGGCUGAGAUUGGAGGUGCUUUUGGUGGUGAAAAGCACACUGGUGGGGGAAGAGAAUCUGGAAGUGAUUCAUGGAAGCUUUAUAUGAGACGGUCUACUUGUACAAUCAACUACAGCAAGGAUUUACCUUUGGCUCAAGGAAUCAAGUUUCAGUAACAGCCUUAUGAACGGCCAUGCUAUGAACUCUCCUAGCAUUUCAGAACCAAGCACUUUUUAAGCCUUGUGGUGAAGAAAAUUAGUUACCUACACUUAUCUACAGUAAGGAUACUAAUUCUGUCAAAAAAAAUCAGCUACUCUAAAAUUGCUUCACUUUCAAUGUAUGAAAUUACUACUUCAGUUUUUUCAUGAAAAGUAUGUGAUCUGUGGGAGAAAGG
Messenger RNA from Chaetura pelagica (chimney swift), 1658 nucleotides. It is a transcript of the gene ALDH7A1, whose product is annotated as aldehyde dehydrogenase 7 family, member A1. The record is from RefSeq and is a predicted model, not a curated record. Bases 1 to 1440 code for a protein of 479 amino acids. NCBI's taxonomy places the organism in Eukaryota, Metazoa, Chordata, Aves, Apodiformes, Apodidae. Gene Ontology annotation, molecular function: aldehyde dehydrogenase (NAD+) activity. The transcript is spliced from 17 exons.